ACCCCCAAGGCCGACCUGUGCUCCAAGCUGGGCAUGGACCUGAAGCGGACGCUGCUGCUGCGGCUGGCCCGGCGGGACCCCAGGCUGCACCCCGAGGACCCCGCCAGGAGGGAGGCCAUCUAUGAGAAGUACAAGGAAUUUGUGAUCCCAGAAGAGGAGGCUGAAUGGGUUGGCUUGAGUUUAGAAGAAGCAAUAGAAAAACAGAGGCUCCUAGAAAAAAAGGACCCCGUCCCACUCUUUAAGGUGUAUGCAGAAGAGCUCGUCAACCAGCUGAAAGAGCAAGAACUGCAGAAGCAGUAG
Molecule: messenger RNA, 300 nt
Organism: Merops nubicus (carmine bee-eater)
Lineage: Eukaryota; Metazoa; Chordata; Aves; Coraciiformes; Meropidae
Gene: MRPL28
Product: mitochondrial ribosomal protein L28
Exons: 3
Cellular component (GO): mitochondrial large ribosomal subunit
Molecular function (GO): structural constituent of ribosome
Source: RefSeq, a predicted model, not a curated record